AUUAUCCCCCAAGAACUAUAGCCGGCAUAUGAUGGCGAGCUUGGACCUGCUCUACAAAGAGGUGCCCAGGGUGUUGGUUAAUGUUCUGGAGAUCUUACAGAUUGAUGGCCUCCGCAGGAUCAAGAGGAACAGUAUAGGCUGCAGCCUUUUACAAAAGAACGUCUGUCCUUGCUUCAUAAUACCGGGAGAGGACUCACUGGAGCUGUCUGAGAUCAAACGGAUCAAUCGGGAAUUCCAGGAUGAGACAGAGUGUCUGGUCUAUGGGGGUCGCUAUGACAACCGUGAGGACUUUACUGUGGUCCUCCAACCCUACUUCCGAAACUCCAUCGUCCCUUUGAACUCAGAAGGUAAGCCGGACAUUACUUACUUCUCCGUGGACUGUUUUCACUUUAGUGAGCAGGGACAUGCUGAAAUGGCCAUUGCACUAUGGAAUAACAUGUUGGAGCCAGUGGGCCAAAAGCAGACCCACAAUAACUUCACAUAUGACCGCAGCAAGAUUCAGUGCCCCAUAGAGGAUCAUCCUUACAUCUUCACUAGAGUGAACAGUUUCCCCAGUGUGCCUACCACAUCAGCCCCCAGCACAGCCACUCCUCUCAAUGCAAUCUGCUCAGAUAAUGUGCCGGUAUGGGUGGCUGCAGUGCUGGCGGUGGUGGGCCUCCUGAUUGGCUGGGGUGUGACCUGGCUCCUCCUCUCCUGCAGGAAGAAGAAAAACAGGAGGAAGAUGGAAAGUGUGGUGGAGAUGAUGAGUACUGGGUUCUAGAACUGCAUUCGACAUAUUUAAUCUCCAAUCUAAAUAAUUUGAUGCUCUCCCCCUCUUGACCUCAGAACAGCCUUAAUUCGUCGGGGGCAUGGACUCUUCGCGUGCCCUUGCCAAAAAUAAACCUGUACCUUUUUAAGCGCUCCAUGUCUUGCAGCGAAGACAAAUGGAUUAUGCUGUGCUCGCAACAAGUCACAUUCUUGUCUGUUUGACAGAAUCGGUCUGUGUCCUCCCCUCUGGUUUAAGUCAACCCUUCAGAACAGCCUCAAUUCGUUGGGGCAAGGACUCUACAAGGUGUCGAAAGCGUUCCACAGGG
Molecule: messenger RNA, 1073 nt
Organism: Coregonus clupeaformis (lake whitefish)
Lineage: Eukaryota; Metazoa; Chordata; Actinopteri; Salmoniformes; Salmonidae
Product: phospholipase B1, membrane-associated-like
Exons: 7
Coding region: 29-760 (243 amino acids)
Biological process (GO): phospholipid metabolic process
Cellular component (GO): brush border membrane
Molecular function (GO): retinyl-palmitate esterase activity; A2-type glycerophospholipase activity; phosphatidylcholine lysophospholipase A1 activity
Source: RefSeq, a predicted model, not a curated record